This is a messenger RNA of Paramacrobiotus metropolitanus, 1489 nucleotides long. RefSeq lists its product as uncharacterized. The record is from RefSeq and is a predicted model, not a curated record. Bases 201 to 1223 code for a protein of 340 amino acids. Lineage: Eukaryota; Metazoa; Tardigrada; Eutardigrada; Parachela; Macrobiotidae. The transcript has 2 exons.
GCUUAUUUGAAGAAUUGAGAAAUCAGUUCCUGCAAAGUGCCCUUUAGAUUGUCGGCAGUCGGCAGGUUAUGUAAUGCAAUGUGUGCUGAUUUCCACCCACAAAUUGCACUUAUGAAAACCUGUUUUUUCUGUUGCAUAACCGUUUUGGACCCUUCAGAAUUCUUUAGCCAGUAAGCAGGCCUGCGCAGCUGCAAAAAGUUAUGAAUAUGUGGAUUAACAGUGCACAUUUUCAGUUAAGACUUAAUGAGCACCUCUGCAUCUGUAUUCCACCGAGCCGCUAUGUGGCAUUGCGCUAUGACAGGUAUUUGGGACCUUGGGUGUGCAGGAGCGUGUGGCUGAUAUUUUUCAAUCUGACCGUAAAGUUGUACAUGGUUGGCGGAUGUCAAGUGUCGCGCGGGCUAUCUCCAAUUGAAAAAAUUGCGGCAGCGGUUGCGGAAGCGGAAAGUAAAAUGAAAGACGGUAUAAUUGUUCUGCCCAGUGAUCCCUCACCGCAGAAUGAGACGGAAAUUCCUAAGGAAAACAUCAUCAAAGCAGCUGUUGGUGCCACGGCAAGGUUUUCAUGUGGACCAAAUAAUCCAGCCGACACUGGAGUAUAUUCUGAACUUGACCGAAUGUUAUGGAGGCAUAAGAGCGUCAUGAUUUACCCGAAUAUGUCAUCUGACCCUAAUGGUGGCUCAUUCUCUUACAGCCAGACAAAAACAGGGCGUUUUUUCUUUAUUCAUAACGUUAGCAUCAGCAGUGCUGGGAAAGUGGAAUGUGGGGUAAUUUGUAGAAGUGGUGCAACUGAGCGGUUCUGUGUGCUUGAAGAAUAUCAGUUCGUACCAAAGCUACGCGCCCACGACGUAUUUCGCAAUACAAUGCGGAAUAUAUCUACCGCCUUUCUGUCAUUUGCCAUGCCGUGUUCCACACGAUUUAGUUGCAGCGAAAGUGGCAUAGAAUUGUAUUUUAUUUGGAAAAUGAAUAAUUAUUUUUUAUUGGCUCCCAAACAGCAUUAUCUGCAGUUGAUAAUAAAACGUCAAGAUGGAGUGCCCGGAAUGAGUCAAGGCGAGGUGAACAUACACUACUCCGAUCCGGCAGAAAAAGAUGGUUUCUGUCAAACAACUUUGCAGAUGCAGAUGAGGGGACUGACUGGCCAUCCUCCUGCACACAUACAAUGUUGGGUACGAGCAGACGAGCGCAGUCAAGAAUGGUUUGUUCAGCAUGCUUACGUGAAUUUCAUUUGAUGUGAAUGCAGGGAUGGCUUGUUAGCACAUGUGCCGAUCAUCUUGUCGAUUAUACUGCAGAAGUAUUGAUAAUUCGAAGUAUAGCUGUUCAGCCGCUUUGACAGUAUGUGCUCAGUGCACAAUACCGCAUAACGUUCUACGCUGCCACGACAUCCGUAGCUGUUCUUAUUCUUACUGAAUUAGCGAGGUCUUUGUGGCAGUUUCUAUCUUAUUGUCUAAACUUUAAGGAAUUACAGUGCUCGUACCGAAAACUUUGCAAGAGGCAA